Galendromus occidentalis (western predatory mite) is the source of this 1269-nucleotide messenger RNA. RefSeq names its product DEAD-box helicase Dbp80. The coding region runs from base 1 to 1269 and encodes 422 amino acids. The record is from RefSeq and is a predicted model, not a curated record. The transcript has 6 exons. Lineage: Eukaryota; Metazoa; Arthropoda; Arachnida; Mesostigmata; Phytoseiidae. Gene Ontology annotation, molecular function: ATP binding; RNA helicase activity; nucleic acid binding.
AUGAGGAUGUUGAGGACUACAUUGCUGGAGAGCAGAGAUGAGCUACAGGUUCAAAGGACAGACUCGAAUUCUCCGCUGUAUUCUGUCAAAACAUUUGAAGAGCUCGCGCUUCGUGAAGAACUGCUCAAAGCGAUCUACAAGAUGGGCUUCCACAGACCGUCUAAGAUACAGGAAACUGCUUUGCCAACCCUCAUGGCCAACCCUGCGACCAACAUGAUCGCUCAGUCACAAUCAGGAACUGGCAAGACAGCAACUUUUCUUCUCGCUUCCCUCAGUCGGCUGGACGAGACCCUCGAUCACCCGCAAGUUCUGAUUCUGAGCCCAACCUUCGAGCUCGCGAGACAAACUGCCGCUAUCGCACAACAAAUGACACAAUUUUGCCCGGGAAUCGGGGUCAGGUUCGCGAUCAGAGGACAGACGCUGCUCCCCGGGACGAAGAUUCAGGAACAAAUAGUCAUCGGUACCCCCGGGAAGAUCCUCGAUUGGGCUCUGAAGUUUCGUUUCUUCGACAUCUCGAAGAUCAAGGUCUUCGUGCUCGACGAGGCCGACGUGAUGCUCGCGGGAGGUGGCCAUCACGACCUGAGUAUUAGAAUUCAUCGGCAGCUUCCUGCCGACUGUCAGAUGAUGCUAUUUUCAUCGACUUAUGACGAAGAAGUCGUUGAAUUCGCGAAUUUGAUGGUACCAGAGCCCUGUAUCAAGAUCACAUUGAAGCGCGAAGAACAGUCACGAGGGAACAUCGAACAGUACGUCAUGCACUGCCCAGAUGUCGAGAGUAAGAUUCGCGCUCUCGUGAACAUCUACAGCUCCUUGUCGGUUGGGCAGGCUGUUAUUUUCUGCCACACGAAACCAGGAGCUGCACAAAUUGCCAGGACCAUGAUGCUGAUCGGACAGAGGGCCGCGAUCCUGACUGGGGACCUCGAAAUCGACGAGAGAAUUCGUGUUCUCGGACGAUUUCGAGACGGUCUCGAUAAGGUCUUAGUGACCACCAACGUGUGCGCGAGAGGUAUCGAUAUCCAGCAGGUCUCGCUGGUCAUCAACUUCGAUCUCCCGGUCGAUUACAGGGGCGAACCCGACUUCGAGACGUACUUGCACCGGAUAGGGCGCACUGGACGUUUCGGGAAGACUGGCGUGGCGAUCAAUUUCGUCGAUCCCAACUGCAGUCGGGAUCUGCUCAACAUCGACAAGAUACAAGAGCACUUCAAACGGAACAUAAAGUUCCUCGAUUUCGAGGACUUUGAGCUCUUGGAAAAAAUCGGACGGCAGUAUUGA